GUUCCCGAACGGUUAGCGGUGUCAAAUAGCACCGACACUGCUAAAAAGCUCACCAGCUGCCUCUGUCGCUUGCACCUGCACACUGCACCUGCAUCCUGUGUCUCCUGUGUUUACCAUGAUCGUUUCCACCUGCCGUGGUCCAGCUUUUGCUGUGUAGUCGACCCAAAAAAAUACUAUCACCAGCCGUCUGUUUUUUGCUUGUUUCUGAACACUGUGUAACCUCAAACAUCGAGCAACAGUCAUGUGGAAGUCUGGGAGGAUUCAGAUGACCUGCCAAAGAAUGCUGGACAGAAGACCGCCACGUCGCAGGCACCGUCUAUGCCACACCGUCGCCACGAACCCCGACACCGACGGAUCUAGUCGGGCACGACUCUACGGACAGCCCACAGCGAGCACGCAUCCCCAUCUUCUACGGGAGGGCGAAGUCACCCCUGGCAUCGGGCAGGGAGAGUUCGCCGACCGAAGGCGACGACUCGUAGACUCAGUCCUUCGGCUGUGCGCCGUGUCUCCUACCGCCAAGUCGACCCAGAACCACGCGGUGGUCGUGCCGUCGGCGACCAAGUCCUACAUGUCGGACAAGAUCCCCUACCCGUUCAGGCAGAACUCGGACUUCCUGUACCUCACGGGGUUUCAGGAACCGGACAGCGUUUUGGUUGUCUACACGGACGCGGACCAGCCGGAGCCCAAGUCUGUCCUGUUUGUGCCGCAGAGGGACGCGCACUCGCAACUCUGGGACGGUCCGUGCGCGGGACCCGACGGAGCGGUGGAUCUACUCGGCGUCGACGCGGCGUACGGUACGGACGAGCUUGAGGGCUUCUUGCGGAAGCUUUUAGGCGGCAAGGCCUCCAAGAUGCUAUGGUACGACCGUGCAGCUGCAGGCUCGACAUGGCCCACCGCGCACAGGGUGCUUGGCCAGCUGAGCGAAGAACACAAGGGCAACUUGGCGAUAGAAUCGCCGCGGCUGCCAAUCCAGCGCCUGCGCCUCAUCAAGUCGGAGGCGGAGCAGAACCUGAUGCGGCAGAGCUGCCGAGUGGCGGGGGAGGCCAUGGCGGAAGUGGUGCGCGCGUCUCACGGGGGCGUCUCGGAGGCCCAGCUGCACGCCAAGAUGGAGUUUGAGUGCCGGAUACGCGGAGCAGAGCGGCUAGCCUACCCUCCGGUUGUGGCCGGUGGAAACCGGGCCAACGUCAUCCACUACGUCGCCAACGACCAGCGGGUCUUCGACGGAGAGCUGGUGCUCAUGGAUGCAGGGUGCGAGCUACACGGCUAUGCGAGCGACCUGACGCGCACGUGGCCGGUCAACGGGAGCUUCGGGUCGGGUCAGCGGGAGCUGUACGAGUUGCUCUGGGACGUUCAGCAGCAGCUGCUGAGGGAGCUCCCCGUGUCCCUGGACUCUCUGUUCCACACCAUGUGCAACCUGCUCGGGCUAAGGCUGAGGGAGGCGGGGGUCCUCGCUCCGGCCACGCCGGACUCCGAACUCGCCAGGGAAGCUCACAAGCUGUGCCCCCACCACGUUGGCCAUUACUUGGGCAUGGAUGUACACGACACCCCUCUGCUUCCACGAAGCAUGCGGCUGCCUCCAGGAUGCGUGGUCACUGUCGAGCCAGGAAUCUACAUCCCUGAAACGGACACGAAGGUCGCCCCCAGGUUUCGCGGGGUGGGCAUGCGCAUCGAAGACGACGUCCUCCUGCUGCAGUCCGGGCCGCAGGUGCUAACCCUAGCCUGCCCCAGAGAACCCGACACUCUAGAAGAACUGUCUGCGGGACAGCGAGCACCAUCAACCAGCUGAAGUUGCAUCGACCGAAGUUGCACGGUUCGGCGAACCAAAUUGUUCGGCGGUUCGUGAGCGGUACACAAACACGUCUGCCCAAGUCAGAACAACUUUGUUCAUUGUGUUCCCACAAAAAACUGUUCUCCGAUGGUACGAUGCGUUGGCACGAGAUGAGGUCAUCCGAGUCCCGGCCGAGAGUGUCGGCCCUUUCCCGUAGAUGCCCAGUAGGACUCGUAGUACUGGACCGUUUCCUGCGAGAUGCGUGGCCGGACGAGCUGCAGUGCGGCCUCCAGGUGCAGUGCCGUGAUGUGCCUGGCCUCGAUGUCUUCCUCCAGCGCGAUCAGCGCAGCCUCCUGACACACGGCCACCACCUGUUCGUCGGGAAACGUGCAACGUUUACGUAUGUGCGCGCGCCACUUCAGUUCCAACGCGACUCGCUUUCGCCGCGACCGAAGCGUGUUCCAAAGCGUCGUCUGGAAGUCAAGCUACCCAGCUAGUAUACCUUUUCGUUUGCACAAACGAAGACGCGUUCGUCGUCUGUUUGGCAAGUUUCGUUUCUGAACUCUGUGCAUGUUGCCAGGUAGAACCGUUUGCUUGUUUCCUUGCUGCCUGCUUCUAGUCAUGACCGGACCCCCGGGAUAACUAGCGGUGGUGCCAGUUAUUAGUCGGCGCUGCGGUUUAACCGUUAAAAGAAUGAGAACCGCGGGGAGGUCCCUCGGUUUUUUUCACCUCCAGCACCAGCUCCCCACCUUCGAUAAUGCUCGAGCGUGUGCGUGCGCCCAAAGCGAGAAAAAAUGCAGCUGGGAGCCGCGCAUCCGAAGCAGACGCCCUGCCGUGCUCACUCUGCCUCUGCCUAUGGUAGUUAGCAGUUGAAAGUCCAGGCUUUUUGUAGUGCCUUGAAAUGACGGCCCCUUGCCAUUUUUUACGGAACGAGAGUCACGGGGCUUGUGCAGACGUGGGAUGCCACACGGCGUUUUAUCGAAAAGAGCACGACAGUUUUUGGCCCUACUGGUGUAUAAAGUGGCAAUUCGUUUUAGUAAGGUGCUAAUAGUGUGUUUUAACUUUACUUUUUCUACAACGUUACUCCUUUCUAGUAAAGUGACACUCGUGUUUUACAGUGCACUUAAAAUAUCUGCAUACCUGCCGAGUUCAGAAGUCCGGGAGAUUUUCUGAGCCUGGAGGUUUUUUUUUAAAGAAAUGUUGACAAUUAAUUUACAUGAAGACAAAUUUAUUACAUUUGUAUAGCACUGCUCAUGCUAGUGAGAUAUAGCUGGGUCCCGCUAUCGUUGCUGUCGUGGGGAGGAGACCUCGUUUAAGUGCAGGGAGGGGGGUUAAUUUGAGUUUUUCGGAAGAUUUUCCUGUCAAUCGUACAACCGGACGAAAUGGUCAAAAUUCCGGAGUCUCCCCGGUAAUACAGGAGACUUGGCAGGUAUGUAUCGGCAUCAGUGCAACAGGUAUGAGUACAGUGAACGUUACCAUUUAGCAUACCCUGUACAGUGCAAUCCAUUUAUAACAUUACCACAUAUAACAAUGUAUUGCUUAUAACGAUCUGUUUCUAGUCCAGAUACAACAAUAAUCGGUUAUAAAUUGUUUGUUUGUUUUCAUUAUUGUUAUAAGUGGAUUGCACAUUAGUAUUUUCACAUUAACAAAACUAAUUUAAAAAGUUGACCUGCAUGAAUUGCUUACAAGACUACAAGAAGAACCUGGUCUUCCAUUUUACAGCCCAAUUUUAGUGCUUCUAAUUGCAAGACCUGCUGCUGCUUGGCUGUAUAGUGCACUGUGAAGAAGAGUGUGUUCAAAGCCAUUCUCGGUGGUAAAAUCCCGCUUGAUUCUACUCGGUCCAGUUGCCAGUGCCUUACAUGUACAGCAUUUCUUUGAAUCCCAUUUUAAACAAAAUGUACCAAAAAAAAAAAAAGGAUGUGGUGUACAAAGUUAAAUCUCACUAGGCUCAGAUACCACUGUACAUUGAGAAGAGGUGUGCAAUUUGAAUAUUUCUGAAUAUGAAUAUCUUACAUUUAAUGUGAAUUGAGCAUGGAUACUUUGAUAAAUCACAGAUGGAAUUCUUUUUGGGAAAACACCUAUGGAACUGAACACUUUUAUUGCAUAAGAAACAUUUCUCAUCAUAUUAAAAAAAGUAAAGGUGCGGUAAGGUGACAGGAGUUGGGAGAAGCAUAAUCUGACAUGGGAAGCAAAGGAGUGACCUCCUUAUUUAUUUGAAGAUAACAUUGUUUUCUUUUCUGGCCCUGUCCUUUAAAAUGUAGGGGUCACACCAUAAAACUAAUCAAAGAAGGUUGACCCAAAAUAAUGAGGAAACUGUUCAGACCCUCUGACCCUACCAAGAUGCUCCGACACGUUAGCCGUUUCUCCUGGCAUGCCGGUGCAAAAAAGUGAAGCUCGACACCAGAGCGCUGGUGAUGCUGCGAAGCUUGGUGCGAGAAACGGAGGGAAUAUUCUAAAAACUGCAACGGUAAAAGCGUGCCGUGAACCGAAUCCAUUGGUAAAUGGUAACUUGCAAAUUGAUCAAAGUUUCUAAGAUUUUCACACCUCUAAUUACAAGCUCGAAGCACAGCCACAAUGUUGGCAGAGCAGCUCCACCAGAGAAACGCCAACUUCCAAGUUUGCAUCAUGAUAUCACCAAUAAAGCUAUGAACUGUUUGA
This is a messenger RNA of Ixodes scapularis (black-legged tick), 4426 nucleotides long. Its product is annotated as xaa-Pro aminopeptidase 3. The transcript has 6 exons. The record is from RefSeq and is a predicted model, not a curated record. Lineage: Eukaryota; Metazoa; Arthropoda; Arachnida; Ixodida; Ixodidae. Gene Ontology annotation, cellular component: mitochondrion. The coding region runs from base 242 to 1786 and encodes 514 amino acids. Gene Ontology annotation, molecular function: metalloaminopeptidase activity; manganese ion binding.